This is a messenger RNA of Morus notabilis, 2124 nucleotides long. RefSeq names its product pollen receptor-like kinase 4. The record is from RefSeq and is a predicted model, not a curated record. Gene Ontology annotation, biological process: protein phosphorylation. Bases 1 to 2124 code for a protein of 707 amino acids. The transcript has 4 exons. Gene Ontology annotation, molecular function: ATP binding; protein kinase activity; protein binding. Lineage: Eukaryota; Viridiplantae; Streptophyta; Magnoliopsida; Rosales; Moraceae.
AUGGCGGAGAUAUCACGACGGGAAGAAAUGGGAAUUUCGGAACUUCCGCCGGCGAUUGCGGCUGAUUCCGGCGGGGUUGGAGGCGUCGUUUCAUUGCUAAUGGGGCGCGUGCGCGUGGCCAGGCUUCUGCGCGCACCAACCCCACAAACAUUGUUCACAACAACGACAAUAUUGAUCUUCUUGUUCGUCGUCUUAUCAUGCUCCGUAGUCAUUUCCUCGGCUGCACCGGACUCUGCCGUCGACGCCCUCAUGCGGUUCAGGAACUCGCUAUCGGACAGCAAAUCCCUCGCCAACUGGGACCCGCAAACCGCCCCAUGCAACGGCAACAGGGCGAAUUGGGUAGGCGUCCUUUGCUUCCACGGCAACGUCCGAGGCCUGCAGCUGGAGAACAUGGGGCUGAAGGGCAUCGCCGACGUCGCGUCGCUCGCCUUGAUGCCCCAUUUCCGAACGCUGAGCUUCAUGAACAACACCUUGAUCGGUCCAAUCCCGGACCUCAAGAAGCUGAGCAGAUUGAGGUCGGUGUACUUGUCGUACAACCAUUUUUCGGGGGAGAUCCCGGACGAUUGUUUUUCGGGAAUGCGGUUUCUCAAGAAGGUAUUGCUUUCGAACAACGAGUUUGAGGGGAAAAUCCCUUCAUCGCUCGUAGGAUUGGCUAAACUUGUUGUGUUGAGGCUUGACGGGAACAAGUUUGAGGGAAGAAUACCAUCUUUUGGACAGCAGAGUUUGAAGAGGAUAAAUGUGUCCAAUAAUGCAUUGGAGGGUUCUAUUCCGGAUACCCUAAACAAGAUGGAUUCAAGUGCCUUUUCAGGUAACAAGAAUCUAUGUGGACCUCCCCUUGAAUCAUGCAGCUCCCUUACAAUUAACAUCUACCCUAACAAUGACAAGAAGAGUACAUCUGAAAUUAAAAUUGUCCUAAUAGGGUUGAUCAUAGCCCUUAUAGUAGCCAUUCUUGCUGCGGCUUUCAUCAUAGCUAGAUCAAGAAGGCGAAAUUCACAACUAGACCGGUCUUUAACAUUGAACGAUCGUCAUUUUAAUACGUUCACGACGUCUUACGGGCUCAUGAACAACCAACCAUCCGAGCCAGAAGCCACUCCGAACCCAAGGAGGGCAACGGAAGGUAAGUUGUCGUUUUUGAGGGACGACAGGCAAAGAUUUGAUUUGCACGAUUUGCUGCGAGCCUCGGCGGAGAUCUUAGGCAGUGGAACAUUUGGGUCUUCAUACAAGGCUAACAUAUUGUGUGAUGCAUUGGUUGUGAAGAGAUAUAGGCAGAUGAACAGUUUGGGAAGAGAAGAGUUUCAUGAGCACAUGAGGAGGUUGGGAAGAUUGAACCACCCAAACUUGCUGCCCCUUGUGGCUUAUUACUAUAGGAGAGAAGAGAAGCUCUUGGUUUAUGACUAUGUGGAGAAUGGAAGCUUAGCCUUUCAUCUUCAUGGCAAUCGCAGCAUGGACCAACCGGCGCUAGACUGGCCAACCCGCUUAAGAAUCAUCAAAGGCGUAGCCAAGGGCUUGACAUACCUCUACAACGCACUACCAAGCCUAGUAGUCCCCCAUGGCCAUCUCAAGUCCUCCAACAUCGUCGUCACCGACGCCUUUGAGCCGCUGAUGACCGACUACGGCCUCCUCCCCGCCAUCAACCUCGACCACGCGCAGCACCUCAUGAUGGCCUACAAGUCCCCCGAGCACGCCAAGCUCGGCCGCAUCACGAAGAAGACCGACGUCUGGAGCCUCGGGAUCAUCAUCCUCGAAAUCCUCACCGGGAAGUUCCCGGAGAACUACCUGACGCAGAGGUACGACCCCAACGCCGACUUGGCGGGCUGGGUGAACGAGAUGAUCAAGGAGAAGAAGACGGGGCAGGUGUUCGACGCCGAGAUGGGAGGCGUCAAGAACAGCAAAGGGGAGAUGCUGAAGCUGUUGAUGGUGGGAGUGAGUUGUUGUGAGGAGGAUGUGGAUAGGAGAUUGGAUUUGAGUGAGGCUGUUGAGAAGAUUGACAAGCUGAGUCAUGAUGAGAGGGAAAAUAUUGUUAAUAAUCAUAAUAAUAAUAAUAUUGUUGAUGGGGAGUUUUUUCAUGGUAUUAAUGUUAAUGGAGAAGAAGAAGAUGGGUAUAUUUCAAGAGCAAUGUUAUAA